Molecule: messenger RNA, 1650 nt
Organism: Ylistrum balloti
Lineage: Eukaryota; Metazoa; Mollusca; Bivalvia; Pectinida; Pectinidae
Product: solute carrier family 13 member 2-like
Exons: 14
Biological process (GO): monoatomic anion transmembrane transport
Cellular component (GO): membrane
Molecular function (GO): transmembrane transporter activity
Source: RefSeq, a predicted model, not a curated record
AUGAGUUUUCUAAAAGACUUGUGGUCCAUUAGAAAUUAUAUCAUCAUUACACUGACGCCGAUACUUCUUCUGCCAUUGAUCCUCCUAACCGACGGCCAGGAAACAAAAUGCGCUUUUGUUGUAUUACUGUCGGCCAUUUUCUGGAUAACAGAGGCACUUCCGAUUGCCGUGACGUCAUUUCUUCCUGUUGUUAUCUUUCCAGUGAUUGGUCUGAUGUCUGCUUCAGCUACAUCGUCGGCUUAUAUCAAUGAUACAUCUAUGUUAUUUAUUGGUGGCCUCAUACUUGCAGCAGCAAUAGAACAUUGGAAUGUUCACAAACGCAUUGCUUUGAAGGUUUUACUCAUGGUUGGGACUAAACCUGUAUGGUUAAUGUUAGGUAUGAUGUUACCCACAUGGUUCCUGUCCAUGUGGAUCAAUAAUACAGCUACGGCAGCCAUGAUGGUUCCAAUAGCCAACGCAGUGAUGAAACAAUUCCGAGAGGUGAAAGAGGAGGCCAAGAGCUUUCAAUCAGAGGAUGUAGAAGGAAAUUCUCCACGUGUUGACGUAACAAGUUCUAAUGAUGAUGUAACGAAUGACUCGGAACACCUCCACCUUGGCAAAGCUCUCUCCCUCUCUGUAGCCUAUGCUGCCAACAUAGGGGGCGUGGCAACUCUUACGGGAUCUUUUCCAAAUAUCAUCAUGAAAGGACAGACAGAUUUAUUGUAUGAGAGGUUCCACACUACAUCACCGGUAACGUACGGUUCGUUCUUCUUGUACGGAUUUCCAAUAGCUGUUUGCAGUCUCCUGUCUCUCUGGCUAUGGUUCUACGUACUUUUUCUAUGCAGACGUAACUCUGGAAGCACAGAUGCCAAGAAAAGGAUUAGGACAAUGUUGAUAAAAGAAUACCAAAAUAUGGGACCCAUGACAUUUGCAGAGGUGGCUGUCAUUAGCCAUUUACUGGUUCUUGCAGUUCUCUGGAUCACGCGAGAUUUGGGAGGCAGUGGAGGGUGGGGCCCUCUCUUUCCUAAUGGCAUGGUGUCCGAUUCAACGCCAGCCAUGUUAGUUUCAUGCUCUCUCUGCAUUUUUCCGUCUCACUUUCCAAAGCUAUUUUGACAGACAUAUGUGGCACGCCCCCUCCUUCCAUGGAAAAUUGCUGAAAAGAAUGUACCUUGGGGAGUUAUCAUACUUGUUGGCGGAGGCUUUGCUAUUGCAAAGGGAAGCGAGGAAUCGGGGCUGUCGAAGUGGCUUGCAGACCAGUUGAUCGUUUUUAGCGAGUUUGAGCCAUGGGUUAUGAACAUGAUCCUGUGUUUUAUUAUGGCGGCAGCAACAGAAGUUACAAGUAAUACGGCAAUUUCUACCCUGAUGAUGCCGAUUGUCACCCAGCUGGCAUUCCGUUUGGGCGUUAACCCCUUGUACUACAUGUUACCUACUGCGAUUUCCACGUCCUUUGCCUUCAUGUUACCGGUGGCCACGCCUCCUAAUGCUGUUGUAUUUUCCCACGGAUAUGUCAGGGUCAUCGACAUGAUGUCAGCAGGGUUCGUUAUGAACAUUGCAGCGGUAUUGAUUUUAGUAGCUGCAACGGAAACUAUCGGGGAAAGUAUUUAUAAUUUUCACACGCUUCCUUCUAUUUUCAAUACGUCUAUUUCACAGAAUACCUCAAAUGGAAUAUAA